AAUUUUACGCAUGCGCAUAAACAAGUGUUAUUCUUUUUCGAUGUAAAUGAAUUCAUAGCAGACUGAUUCCCGUUUAAAGCGAUCUUAGUAGACUUUAUUGAUUGUGCCGUUUAGAGAUGUCCGAGAAGAGUCCUAGCAUUAUUCUUUAUGCAUUGUUAAUCGAAUUUGACCAUUCUAAGGGCCUAAUUGUGGAAGCCUGUUAUCCUCCAUUUAAGGGCGAAGACAAUGAAGAAAAUAUACUUGAUAUUAGUUCUAUGCCAAAUGAAUGGACUAAUUUACCGAAUUUAGCAGUUCCUGAUGGCUCACAUAAAGUAACUGAAGGUACAGAUACGUCAUAUUUCAUCCUGCCAGGAAUUUCUGAAACAAAUCACAAUUCUAUUUAUGGAGUAUCUUGUUUUUCGCAAAUUGAUGUAUCCAAAAUUAUUAACAAACUGCAAAAGUUCACAAGGAAUACUGUACUUAAAGGAGUCUGUGUCCUAAGCACAAAGCCUUUAUUUGGCCAUAUACGUCUAUGUUUACAACCUUUAACGGAAGCUUACUUUCAAGAGUUACAAAUAGCUGAUGAAAACUUUUCAACAACUCAUUGGCUUAAAACUAUCUAUAAUCAAGUAAAUAUGGGACUUUCUGGAAGCUCUCUAAAUAAUGCUAGUCCCUUUCAAGAACUUAAUUGCAUCCAACUGGUUCAUAAUUAUAAAUUUUUUAUUAUUCAAUUAUUCAAGCUGUUGCUUAUUGAAAAAAGAGUUUUAUUUUUUUCGAAUAUUGAGAGUAAUCGUCUCUGCAGUGAUAUUUUAUGUAUUUUGUCUCUUGUUCCAGGAAUUCUUGAGGAAGGUCUUGCUGAUGCAGCUAAUUACGACAAAAACAAAAAAACAACUAUAGAAGAAGAAACUGAUCGAAGGGAUGAAAUUGUAGAAAUCAUCUUAAAAUCUUCUUCGGAGUCAACAGAAUCUCAAGAAAAUCAAAUCGAUUCAAACAUUCCUAACGAUAAACCUAAAGAUGAUGAAAUAUGUGAAAUUUCGUCAGAUACUUUCAAGGAAUCUAGUCAACAAGUUAUUACUGAUUCUGAAAUAUUUGAAAAUACUGCAAAAUAUUCCCUAUCCUAUGUUAAUUCUGCAAUUAUGUCAAAUUGGUUGGAAAAUGAUAAAUGUCCUCAGUUAAAUGACGAUCAAGCAGCUGAAAAUUUACACUUUAGUAAAUUUGGCUUCCCUUUAAAAAUUUUUUCCGAAAAUCGACUCUGUUUUCCAUAUUGCUCUCUACACAACCUGGAAACUCUUAAAAGUUCUACAACAAAGUGCUAUUGGGCCGGUGCUACUAAUCAAGUGUUCAAAAUGGAUACAAAGCAUUAUGAUGCUCUUGUCGAAAUAAAGAAUGACAAAGUGGAAUUAAAAUUUACUAACAAGGAGCUAGAGAAACUUACUCAACCAACAAGUGCCGAUAAAAAGUUUGUGGAUAUGAUCUUAAGAAUUACAAGAGAAAAUUCAUCUUUUCAGCAAUUUGAAAGAGAUUGGCAAGGAAGUGAAGAUUGGCUAAGACAUCAAUUUAAAAUGUAUUUGUUGUCGUUAGCCGCUGUAGCAGUAAACAAUGAUGCAUCUACGAUGGACGAUUUUAACAUAUCUUUUGUAAAAGCCUGGCAACUCACAAAUAACUUUAAAAUAUGGCAAAAUCAUCCCAGAACAAUACUUUUACAUAUUAAUCCCGAACAUUUGAAUCACGGGCAGUCGUAUUUCCCUGAAUUUGUUAAGGGUGCAAAAGACAAAUUAUCUCAAACUUGGAAAACAUCAGAAGUGGCAGGCAAACUUGUCCAAGAAACUACUUCUAAAGCUAUAUCACAAGUUUGGAGUAUGGUUAAAAAUACAGCUAGUGGCUCCUCCUAA
Messenger RNA from Dimorphilus gyrociliatus, 1871 nucleotides. The record is from the annotation of a GenBank genome assembly. Lineage: Eukaryota; Metazoa; Annelida; Polychaeta; Dinophilidae.